Closterium sp. NIES-67 is the source of this 6736-nucleotide messenger RNA. Lineage: Eukaryota; Viridiplantae; Streptophyta; Zygnematophyceae; Desmidiales; Closteriaceae. The record is from the annotation of a GenBank genome assembly.
ACGAUGCAGGCUUCUUGUCGCGACUUUCGAUAGUAGCGUCAUCGCGGUCAGAUACCCCUUGUUAGCUUUCGGACUAGUGGUCGUACUAAGUUAGCCUGGUACUAAGUUAGUUACUUUCAGGCUUUUCGCCGCCGCUACCAGUAGAUAAAGCAGCGUCUUUAGGUACUAGGGCGUAUGUGGCGAGCUCACGGCAAUAUCGCCUGCUUUUGCGGAUGAAUAAUUUCGAUGUAGCGAAGCACGACAACGGCCUUGAUUCUUUCUCUGAGAGGCCUCGAGAAUUGGAACGCCUGGAGCUUGGUUUUGACAGCCGCCGCCGGGCGAUGGACGAUUAUGAGAUAAUGGAAAGCCUCGGUUGCGGCUCUGGGCGGUUCUACUUAGUCCGCGAAAAGCGCGCUGCGAGCAGCCGCUUAGCUUAUGAGGCGCCUAAAAAAACAGGUAGCAACUUAAUCGACGAGGCGCCUCAAAAGGCGGGUAGCAGCUUAAUCGACGAUGCGCCUCAAAAGGCGGGUAACAGCUUAGCUUGCAGUAAGAGCUCGCUUCGAGCAUGUGGGGCCUCGAGCCUUGCCAGCCAUGGCGCGGCGCUAGGAGGGAAGGAAACACGCGAGUCUGACAAAGAAGUAGCUCCGACUUUUGCGGCACCUCAAGCAUCGGAGGAAUCAGGCACAUAUGACAAGGAAAUAGCUCCGGCUUUUGAGGCUCCUGAGGAAUCGGAAGAAUUAUUCGGCGCGUCUGACAGGGAAAUGGCUCCCGGCGCCACGUGGGUGAUGAGAGUCGUUCCGUUGCCGGAAGACGCGGCGCAACGAGCGGCGUGUGUGAGGGAGACGGAGACGAGGGCGUGGCUGUGCCACCCGUGCUUGGUCGAAUGCAAGGAGACGUUUAUCGACAAGGCAACACGAAGCAUGUGCAUUGUGACGGAGCACUGUGGAGGGGAAACACUAUCCGAGCUCAUCAAGAAGCACCACGACAGCCGCUCGUUUAUACCCGAGCACAGCAUUCUCCACUGGCUGCUGCAACUGGCCUUGGCUCUGGAGCACAUGCACCACCACAACGUGCAGCACCGAUGCAUCGAGGGCAGGAACGUUUUUCUCUGCAACUCCCCUAACAAUACGCAGCUGGGCCCCGCCUCUGUGCGGCUGGGCGGCUUUGGCGUCUCGCAGGAGGAACCGUACGACUGCAAGUCAGACGUAUGGGCGCUCGGCAGCCUGCUCCAUGGGGCCAUGAGCUUCAGCGAGCCGGCGCUCCCCGCCACAUCCAUCCAAGAGCUCGUGUCGUUCGUGCUGGCGGGAUGCCAUGACCCCAUGCCGCCAUGUUACUCUCCUGACCUCUGUGCGCUCGUCAGGCGGAUGCUCUCUCAGGACCCGUCGGGCCGUCCAAGUGCGCGGGACAUCCUCACCUCGCCUCUCCUCCAUCAACGCGCCUCUGCUUUCCUGCAAGCCUGCCUGCACGCCACUGGAACCGCCCUUGAGGGCACCACCAAGAACGACCUUGGGAAUACCGCACUUGGAAGCAUCUCCCUCGGGAAUACCGCACUUGGAAGCAUCUCCCUCGGGAAUACCGCACUUGGAGCCACUGUGGAAAGGGCACCAGCGAUGCAGCGAGCAGUGAGGGAACAGAUGGGGAGGCUGGGAAUCGCCCCUCUAUCUCUGGGGCGACGAGCAAAUGAGCAGACGGGAAGGGUGGGGACCGUGAAGGGGAUGGAUUCUGAGGGCGGGCCUCAAAACAAGCAUAUAGUGGAGGGAAGGGGAAAAUGCGAGGAGAGUGAGGAGGAGGAAAUCAUUCCGGAGGGUGAUCGAAACGAGGGAUGUGAGGAGGGGUCAGGGACAGACCGUGCGGAGGGGGGCAAAGAAGGGGAGGAAUGGGGAGUGGAUGAGGAGGAGGGGGAAGAGGAGGAGGAAGAGGAGGAGGAAGAGGAGGAGGAAGAGGAGGAGGAAGAGGAGGAGGAAGAGGAGGAGGAAGAGGAGGAGGACGAGGGGGAGGAAGAGGAGGAGGAAGAGGAGAGGGAAGAGGAGGAUGAAGAGGAGAAGCAAAAUGAUGAGAAACAACAUGAGGAAGAGCAGGAAGAGGAGAGGUGGUGGGGACUGGGUGAAGAGGAGGUGGAGGAUGGGGAGGAGUGGGAGAUGGGGGAAGAGGACGAGGCACGGCGAGAGUGGGAGAGGGAGCAGGAGCUGAGAGAGGAGUUUGUGAGAGAGAAAGAGGCCGAGGAGAAUGGGUGGGAAAAGGGAGAGAACGGGUGGAAGGGGGACGAAUAUGAGCUUACGGGGCAACAGCAGCAGCAGCAGCAGCAGCAGCAACAGCAACAGCAGCAGCAACGUCAGCAGCAGCAACAGCAGCAGCAACAGCAGCAGCACCAGCAGCAGCAGCAACAGCACCAGCACCAGCAGCAGCAGCAACAGCAGCACCAGCAACAGCACCAGCAUGGCUUCCAGCACCAAUACCACCACGAGCAGCAGCAACAGCAGCAACAGCACGCAAUCUCACGGAUUGUGGCAAAGCGGCUGCAGGGUGGGUCACAGUGGCGCAACCGAUGCAAGAGCAAGAGCACAGGCAGCACAGGCAGCACAGGCAGCACAGGCAGCACAGGCUGUUCCAGCAUCAGCGGGGGGGGGCACAGGUGGGGCGGCGAUGUAAAAGGGCCCUCACACGAAGCAGACCACAGCCAUGUGAGAAUGAGCGGGGUAACGGCUUUUGCAGUGCGCUGCUGCUGCAGCAGCAACAGCAGCAACAGCAGCAGCAGCAGCAGGAGAAGGAGCAGCAGCAGGCGCAGGAAUGAGAAGAGCUACUUGUAUGGCGAGGUUAGUGGCUCUAAUCCGUUACAAUGCAGCACAGAGAGCACUUGUAGCAGCAGCAGCGGCGGCAGCGGCAGCGGCAGCAGAAGCAGCAGCGGGGGAGGCUAUAUGUGUGGUCAAGAGAAAGGCCGGAAGCUCUUGGGGUGCAACACAGGGAGCAGCUGUAGCAGCAGCUGUAGCACUGGCCCAUUGAGAUGCAACACAGGAAGUAGCUGUAGCAGCAGUAGCAAUAGUAACCAUAAGGCCACCACCCCUGGCUACAGCCAAGAACACUGUAGCGGUUGUAGCCUGAGGCGGUUGCGAUACAGCCUGGACAGCAGCGGCAGUGACACGUCAGAACAUGGCUCAGACACGUCAGAAUCAGCACCGAACAUGCUCUCCUCCAUUCCUACAGCCCUGCCUGAUCCCAUCGGGUCCAACCUGCAGCAGCAGAAGCAGCUGCAGAAUAGACAGCAGCUGCUGCAGGUGCAGAAACAGCAAGAGAUACUUUUGAGGCAUCUAAAAGAUUCUUCAGCACCGUCUGCUUCUAUUGGGUCCAACCUAGAGAAGAUACAGCAGCUACUGCAGCUGCACGGGGCGAGGAAAAUGCAGGAGAUACAUGAGGUGAGGACGAGUGAGAAGCAGGCGGAGCAUUCCGAGGACUCGGAGGAUUCCGAUGAUUCCGAGGCUCAGGCUCAGGCACAGGCACAGGCACAGGCACAGGCACAGGCACAGGCUCAGGCUCAGGCACAGGCUCAGGAGCUGCCUGAGCCAGGUCAGGAAGCGAGGGCCCCGCCGCCGCACGUGCCAACGUUUGACGCGCCGAUGGCGACCGCGCUGAGGAUGCAGGCAGUGAAGAGGAGUGAGCAGGUGGACGCCCGAUCCGAGUCAGCUCACAGCAUGUCCUUGAGGGUGCAGCCUUCUGAGGCGUCCCAAGUCUUGUUGCAGGAGCGGAUCCGCACAGUGGGUGCGCGUUGCAUGGCAACAGCAACUCGAAACAUGUCUGUGAGGCAGAACAUGUCUGCUAGAGUGCAGAAUCUGCUGUUGAGGCUGCAUGAGCUGAGGAACGCGCCCCACCUUUUGGACCGGAUGCGCAAUCGGGGUUGUGAUUCGGAUGAGCUGGGAAGCUGGGAUGGAGGGGCCAGGUUGACAGGCGAUGGGGGGUCUAAAGGGAUGCGCUUUCCUGAUGAUGUUAGAGGGGGGUGUAUGGAUGGGGAGGGGUGUAUGGAUGGGGAGGGGUGUAUGGAUGGGGAGGGGUGUAUGGAUGGGGAGGGGUGUAUGGAAGGGGAGGGGUAUAUCGACGGGGAGCAAUUUAGCUGGCAAGAAGAGUGGACAGAUGGGGAGGGGUAUUCAGAAGAGAAGGGGUAUUCAGAAGAGGAGGGGUAUUCAGAAGAGGAGGGGUAUUCAAAAGAGGAGGGGUAUUCAGAAGAGGAGGGGUAUUCAAAAGAGGAGGGGUAUUCAAAAGAGGAGGGGUAUUCAGAAGAGGAGGGGUAUUCAGAAGAGGAGGGGCAUUCAGAGGCAGAGAGGUGGACAGGAAAGGAAGUGUACGCAGAAGUCCAGGAGUAUGCAGAAGGAGAGGCGCCUGAGGGAGCAGAAGAGACUUAUACAGAAGAGGAGCGGUAUGUUACUAAUGAAGCUUGUGAAGAGGGUGCGUUCGGAGGGGAUCAGACGGCAAGGGCUGCCCCUGGUUGCUACAGCCGUUCUGGAGAGAGGGAACGCCAGUCUGCCAUGUCAGCGGUCGUUCUGGAGCGAGUGAACGCUCUUCCGAGACAUGGUAAUGGUCCCGGCGUUGAGGGGGGCAGGAGAGCGAACGCGUGGCGCAGGGAGGACGGGGAGAGCCGUGCUAGCCGCCAUGCCACUGACUGCACGGGCGAGGGUGGCAGUGCCUGCUGCGACAUGGGUUGCUGCCGUGUCAAGGGCCCGCAUGGCAUGGACUAUACGUUGGCACGUUCCGACAGGGGUCGGCGUGGCAUGGGCCCUGAGGAUAUGUGCAGCUACACCAAGUGCCACGUCAGCAGAGGGUGCUUUGUCAGUAGCAGGCGCCAAGUCAGCUGCAGGCGCCACGUCAGGGAUAGCAAGGAUUUCCUUUCUCCAUCCUCCCACCGCCCAACAGAGCUCCUGCUGGCCCAUCAACCAAACCGUCAUUUUGAUCACCCUUCCUUCGACUGUGACGGUAACAGUGAUUGUUACUCUAACAGCUACUGUGACUGUGGUGGUGCCUUUGGCUCCCACCCUGGCUGUGACUGUAACCGGUACUCCCGCUAUGAUGACUGUGAUUCCAGCUGUGGCUGCUGUGACUGUAGCAGAGGCUACAACUGUGACUGUCACCGUAGCUGUGGCAGGGCUGGUGGCUCUAGCAAGAGCUACUCAGCUUCAGAGGAUGAUGGUAGGGGCAAGCAGAUGGGCUUCGUGCAAGGUUGGCGGCAGGUGAGAGGGGUUGGGGAAGGCGUGAGAAGGGAGCAGAUGAGAGGGGUGGAUGUGAGAGGGGAGGAGGGGGGAUGCAAGGGGGGUUCCAGGUGCGAUGCCAGCAGGGGAAACAGCUCCCCAAGCUACGGGGCGGAGCUUCGGCGCUGGAGCUGCCCUGGCAGGAACAGCAGGGGGGCAUUGGUAAUGUGUGGUGCAGGGGCCGGCGGGGAUAGCAACAGCAGCGGUGUCAGCAGCUAUGGCAGGGACGUGGAGAGAGUAGCUCGGGGUACCAGGCGCCUGGAUUGGAGCUGCUGCCGUGUCUGGGGGGAGAGCAGCGGCGGUGCGUGCUGGUCCGAUAGGGGCAAGAACGGCUGUGGCAGGGAGGAGAGCAGCGGCGGUGCGUGCUGGUCCGAUAGGGGCAAGAGCUGCCGUGGGGAGAUGAGGGAGGAGGACCGAUUCAUGGCUGACAGCCGCAUGCAGGGAUGGGAGGUGAGCCAUGCACGCAUGCUUGCGGCUCACCCGUCUGAAGAGCAUGCAGAGCAUGGCAGCAGGGCGUGGAGUGCUGGAGGGCAGUCUCGCUUUAAGGAGAUAGCGGAGCAUUCACUGCUAGGUGGGGCCGACUACAAAAACGAAGCCAAGGAGCUCAAUAGCGAGGACGAGGAGUCGGACUACGCGGUGGUGCGCCAAGUGGCGAUGUACGAGUGGCUGCGGGCGUCCUCAAAGAAAGCAGCAGCUCUGGAAGCAGCAUGGGUACCAGCCCCUCCUAACACUUCUUUCUCCCACCAACCCAGCAGCAACUGCCUGUCUGACAGCCAGGUUGGCACGUGGAUGCGGCAAAACGACCAUAAUGGUUCAGUGGGUGGAGGCGGCAGGUGUUCUGGUGGGUGGCUGACAGGCGGCAGCAGGAGCUUCCCCAUGAGCAAGUCCACGUCCAGAGGUCCUCGGGGAAAUGCUUCCAAGGGUCAUGGGCCGUCCUUUGAGGCUCCACGAAGCAGGGGUUUCAGGGGUGUGAGGGGCCACAGGCCACCUCCUGGGUUCACCAGGUUCAUGCGUGAAGCAGAAGCUGUGCAGGGAGGGGGUGCUCCAGGUGCUCCAGGUGCUGCAGGUGCUGCAGCAGCAGCACUGGCAGCACCAUUUUCAGCAGCAGCAGCGGUGGUGGCGGCGGAGGUGAUGGCAACAAAAACAACUGCCUGGCCGUUGCAGGAGAGAAAUGUAGUGGUGCCACAGGCAUCGUCGUUGCCGUGUCCCCCAAUAAGAGGUUCAGGUGUGGAUGUGGCUGGGCCGCGAGGCUGCUUGGUCCAUGAGUGGUACGGAGCGGUGAAGAGCAGCGAUGAGAGUGAGCAGUCUUCGGAAGUGGAGCAUCCAUAUUGCCUUGACUCGAGGAGGAAUAACCUGCUAUCUUCCCCAAUAAACUCGCUCUUUGUCGGCUCACAUACACACACUCGAACACGACGUGGGCUAUAUCGAAGGCGCGAGUGCUCCAAUCUUCGAUAGUGUAGAGUUACUAGAGGUAGCUAUGGCAUGAGAGGAGUAGUUGGCAUGCUUAAUGUGUCUUGUUCAUUCAU